CCGCUGCAGGAAGCCACCCGAGGCUCGUAAACAAUAUGUCGAACUUUUCUGAAGUUUAUUGAUGGAAAGUUCGAUACUUCUGUUCGCUGGAAGAGAAAGACUGCUUUCAUAAUCAAGCUUAAUCUAAGUGUAGCUGAAAGAUUGAGGUCAGGAUGAGUGAGAAUAUCAAGGAUCAGGUGCUUGCAGUGAAAGCAGAAGGGAAUGACCAUUUUAAGAAGAUGGAUUAUUCAAAGGCCAUAAGUAGUUACGAAAAUGCAUUGAAUCUAUGCAAAGGAAACAGUGAAUUAAAGGAAGAACAUGGAACAAUAUUGAAGAACAAAGCUGCAUGCUUUCUUAAAAUGGGUAAUUAUACCAAAGCACUAAAAGACUGCGAUGAAGCACUGCAAUAUUUACCAAAAGAUCCAAAGGCGUUGUUCCGUAAAUGUCAAGCUCUUGAAAAACUGGAGCGUUUAGAAGAAGCAUAUAAAACUGCCAGGAUAUUGGUUCAGAUUGUGCCAAAGGAUCCAGCUGUCCAGCAAUUUUUAAGGAACUUGACCCAACAAGUGCAGCAAAAGACCGAAAAACAAAAUACAACAGACGGCAUGGUUGAGACGAUGUUUUCGGCUAUCUUCGAUGAAAAUGAACCUGAUGAUCGCAAAGUCCAGGCGAUGAAAAACCUGAUCGUUUUGGCAAACAAAGAUUCUGGUGCAGACAUAAUAUGUAAUGCAGGUGGAAUCGGCAAGUUAUCCAAAGUUUUGGAAGUCGGAAACGAGGAAUUAAGACACCUGGCAAUCAAAGUUGUUGGGGUUCUUUGUAAAGGAAGUGCUUUACGGGCUGCAAGAGUGUUUGAAAGUUUGAAAGGAAGACUUUCUCCUUGUAUAAAAUCGAAAUCUGCAGAGGUCUGCGACAGUGCCGUAAGCCUUAUCAGUCAAUUCAUUCAAGCCACCGUCAGACAGCCCACCGCGAAAGAAAAGCAAAAAGACGAACAACCUCCUCUAGUGUACAAAGAUGAAUUGAAAUACGCCUGUUCGGUGCUGUUGGAUAAUUUAGUUGAUCCUGAUGUGAAUGCCCGGAAUCGAAACGCCAUUAUCGAGUGUGUGAUUACAGCAGUACCUGGAAACAAGCACAUGGUCCAGUUAUUUGUCGAACUAGAAGGCGUUCGAAGGUUACUCCAAGUCGCAGCAAUGGCGGCCUGUGUUUGGUCAAACACGAACUCCGCGAUACCAGUUGACAAAUCAACGAGGAUGGAUGUUUCUGUUGCAUUAUCGAAACUCUACGACAGUUUAGGUUAUAAAGACAAAGAUAAGGAGAAAUUUCUCGCAGACUGUGACAGCGUGGUGUGUAAAUAUAUUCAAAGUUCGGAAAGAGCUACCAAGAUAAAUGGCCUGGCCGCAUUAUGCGCUGUAUUGCAAGGGGUCCACGAUGCAGCAGCGGCCAUUUUAGCGAAAACCGAAGUUACAGAAGUAGUGUUUUCUAUCGCUCAAUCGGAUCAAUUAGACGGACAGAUUGCGGCAGCCGAAGUGAUUGCAUUGGCCGCUUCAAACAAACAAAGAUGCAGCGAAAUUCAUAACAAGGGAAUGUCUGUUUUGAAAAAUCUCUACAAGUCCACGAAUGAAGAUCUUCAAGUCCGUGCACUCGUAGGAAUGUGUAAAGUUGGCUCGACAGGAGCAGGGGAUAUCAAUUCGAAAGUUUACAAGAAAGAAACUAUACUUAAACUAUAUAAGUCCGCAAGAAGUUAUCUUGUGCGACCGAAAGAGGAAAUGGAAUUAAGAAAAUGGGCCUCCGAAGGACUGUCGUUUCUAACUUUAGAUGCUGACGUUAAAGAAGAAUUGAUACAUGAUAGCACAGCACUAACGUCUUUAUUAGACUUGGCAAAGCUUGAAGACAAUUCUCUACUGUACGGCGUCUGUCAAACUCUUGUCAACCUCACGAACAGUUACGACAAACCGGAGAAGAAUGAAAACUCGGAAAAAAUGAAGGAAUUAGGAAAAUUCGCAAAAGUCAGCAUUCCUGAAUAUGAUGAGAAGGAUAACGAAGAUUUUGUCCAGAAAAGAAUUAAUAUAUUAGUUAAGGAAGGGGUCGUAAACGCUUUAGUAAACUUGGCAAAACCCGAGAGCAAGCAAUGUCGAGAAAUGAUAGCGAGGGUAUUUCAUGGUAUUGUCACUGUCCAGGAACAUCGAGGACUCACGGUCCAGCAGGGUGGCGCUAAGGCUCUUCUCCCGCUAACAACGGUCAACACGGACAGAGGUAAAGAUAUAGCCGCGCAUGCUCUGGCGAAGGUCGCCAUUACGAUGAAUCCAGCUGUUGCUUUUCCUGGACAAAAGAGUUUCGAGUUGGUUCGACCAUUGCUGUCGCUUCUUCAUCCCGACAAAAAGAGUUUGGAACAAUUCGAGUCACUCAUGGCCCUUACUAACCUUGCCGGAAUGAACAAUGACGUCAGGAAACAUAUUUUUCAUGAAAGAGGAAUUCCUGACAUCGAAAGCUUGUUGUUCGAGGAUCACGAGAUGGUCAGGAGGGCUGCGGCCGAGUGUAUGUGCAAUCUUGUUUAUUGUCAAGAGGUAGCUGACUUGUUUCUUCAAGAAAAUACAACGGAAAGAGUGAAGUUGUUUACUUUAUACUCUGGUGAAGAAGAUGAACUAUUAGCGAGGGCUUGUUCUGGUGCACUGGCUGUCGUAACAGACAAUCCCAAAAUUUGUGAAAAAGUCGCCGAGGUCAAACCUUGGUUGGAAAUAAUGCAAGGACUAUUGCUCUCAGGGAAUAAGGAACUAAAGCACAGGGGGUCUUUUAUUGUCAGAAAUUUAAUGAAAGCAAGCAAAUCAAUCGCAGAAAAGCUCGUUGAAAGCAAAACUUUCGAGAUUCUCCUCGCAUUGUCCCAGGAUGCAUCACUGGACGCGAAUAUAAAGGAAGCCAUUAUGGAGAGUUUGCAAAAAGCGAAAGACUGGGAACUAAUUAAGAAAGCUCCGAAGAAUGACUAAUGUUGUACUGGGAACCACUACAUCGACACUCAACUCUUUGUAAUUCUGUCGUAAAACGCAUCUCUCUAAGUCCAGUAUCAAAUCAAUAUGGGUUUUCUUCAAAGGGAAAGACCUCAGUCCAUGCUACGCAAAGAUAUCACUUGAACAAUCAGCAUUUCACAAAAUUUUAUUUCCAGUCACUGCCUGAGAUGAGACACUUUGCGAUUGGCGCUCGUACCCAGGCGCUUCAUUGGAAAACAUAAAGUUGCAUUCAGGUACAUAUAGAGAUCUGUGACCAACCAAGAACGAUUUGCUGGGGUUGGUUGUGGACAGUGGUUGUGGAGGACGCGCGUUGGAAAACAACCAUGCACCCCUGCGCGCUCGCUCUUCUUAGCCACUGAUCUGUAUAUGAAAGCUGAAUGCAGUCUUAUAGGUUUUCCUUGAAACCCUCUGAUGUUCACGAAUCGUUUCUUGAAAAGAUAUAUAUUUCAGCCUAGCCAACCGUAAACAUUUUACUCGUUCUAAAAGUUUAUACAUUUGAUGCUGCUAUACUAUUAUUAUUACUACACAAUUAGCUCGUUAUUUUUUGAUAAUAAAAUUGUGAAUUUAUCCGCAUGACGUUAACUCAUUCGUCAGAGACGUAAAUUUUAAAACAAUUUUGUUCAAAUCAAACAGGAUUUUGAGAAUUCAAAUUGAAUUCAGUAAGCCUGUUGCUAUGUUGGCGCGAAAAAACAACAACUGAAUGGCUAUAUCAGUUGAUAAAGAUAGAUAAAAGGAACUACUUUCAAAUGGUAAAUACCAUGCGAAAAUCAUGCGGUCAAAUUCUGUUAUUGACACUGGUGAUAAAGUUG
This is a messenger RNA of Dendronephthya gigantea, 3784 nucleotides long. Its product is annotated as protein unc-45 homolog A-like. NCBI's taxonomy places the organism in Eukaryota, Metazoa, Cnidaria, Anthozoa, Malacalcyonacea, Nephtheidae. Bases 153 to 2954 code for a protein of 933 amino acids. Gene Ontology annotation, molecular function: protein binding. The transcript is spliced from 34 exons. The record is from RefSeq and is a predicted model, not a curated record.